This is a messenger RNA of Budorcas taxicolor (takin), 3015 nucleotides long. RefSeq names its product kinesin family member 3C (gene KIF3C). Gene Ontology annotation, molecular function: ATP binding; microtubule binding; plus-end-directed microtubule motor activity. The record is from RefSeq and is a predicted model, not a curated record. Bases 607 to 2985 code for a protein of 792 amino acids. Gene Ontology annotation, biological process: mitotic cell cycle; microtubule-based movement. Gene Ontology annotation, cellular component: microtubule. The transcript has 8 exons. Lineage: Eukaryota; Metazoa; Chordata; Mammalia; Artiodactyla; Bovidae.
UUUCUCUCUCAUUCUCCGGUGGCGACGGCGGGGAAGGCGGAGGCAGAGGCUGCAGCAGCCGCGCUGGCUGCAAUGAAUGAUCCCCCAGCUGGGGGAGAGGACUCCAGGUGAGCCUCUGCCCUUGGGAGGGCCGGGACCCCCGGCCCCCCAGAACCUGCAGCACCCUUCCCCCCAUCCCCCGCCAUGGAUCUCUAGAGGAGGAGGACGAGAAGACAGCUCUGCCGCCCACCCCCAUCCCAUUUUCCUCUUCCUUUAUCUCAUUGUUGCCGUCGCUGUUUACGGCAGCGCUCCCUCUGCCCCAGCAUGGGGCGGGCUCUGGGUACUGCCGUUCGGCAGGCGCUGCUCCCGCGGCUGCCCGGCGAUUCUGCCUAAUUCUCCCUCCGCAGCCGGUGCAGCGAGGACCGGAGAGCGGUGGAGGCCCGGACUGCAGUAGCGGCGGGGCCAGCUCCCAGCAUCUCCACCCUAGGAGGCUGCAUGCGGAUUGAAGAACGGUGACUGGGGGCUGGGCCGGCCCCGCUGAUCCCGACCUAGGGAGGACAGCAGGACUAACUAGGCUGCGGAGGGGGUCCGGGGGUGGGGGGUGUGCAGGAAGGACAGAGCAGCAAGAUGGCCAGUAAAACCAAGGCCAGCGAGGCCCUGAAGGUGGUGGCCCGGUGCCGCCCCCUCAGCCGGAAGGAGGAGGCUGCUGGUCACGAGCAGAUCCUGACCAUGGACGUGAAACUAGGCCAGGUGACCCUGCGGAACCCCCGCGCUGCCCUGGGGGAGCUGCCCAAGACCUUCACCUUCGAUGCCGUGUAUGAUGCCAGCUCCAAGCAGGCAGACUUGUAUGAUGAAACCGUGAGGCCCCUGGUAGACUCGGUGCUUCAAGGUUUCAACGGCACCGUCUUUGCCUAUGGACAGACAGGCACGGGCAAGACCUAUACCAUGCAGGGGACCUGGGUGGAGCCCGAGCUCCGCGGGGUCAUCCCCAAUGCCUUUGAGCAUAUCUUCACCCACAUCUCGCGCUCCCAGAACCAGCAGUACUUGGUCCGGGCCUCCUACCUGGAGAUCUACCAGGAGGAGAUUCGAGACCUGCUCUCCAAGGAGCCCGGCAAGAGGCUGGAGCUGAAGGAGAACCCUGAGACAGGCGUCUACAUCAAAGACCUGUCCUCCUUCGUCACCAAGAAUGUCAAGGAGAUAGAGCACGUGAUGAACCUGGGGAACCAGACCCGGGCAGUGGGCAGCACACACAUGAAUGAGGUCAGCUCCCGCUCCCAUGCCAUCUUCGUCAUCACCGUGGAGUGCAGUGAGCGUGGCUCUGACGGCCAGGACCACAUCCGUGUGGGCAAGCUCAACCUGGUGGACUUGGCUGGUAGCGAGAGGCAGAACAAAGCAGGCCCCAACACCACUGGAGGGACCGCCACACAGCCCACUGGUGGUGGCGGCGGUGGAGGGGGUGGUGGCAGUGGUGGAGAGAGGCCGAAGGAAGCCUCCAAAAUCAACCUGUCGCUGUCCGCCCUGGGCAACGUGAUCGCUGCUCUCUCGGGUAACAGGAGCACCCACAUCCCCUACCGGGACUCCAAGCUGACCCGGUUGCUCCAGGACUCUCUGGGGGGAAAUGCCAAGACCAUCAUGGUGGCCACCCUGGGGCCAGCCUCUCACAGCUACGACGAGAGCCUCUCCACCCUGCGCUUCGCCAACCGGGCCAAGAACAUCAAAAACAAGCCCCGGGUGAACGAGGACCCCAAGGACACACUUCUGCGGGAAUUCCAGGAGGAGAUCGCCCGCCUGAAGGCCCAGCUGGAGAAGAAGGGGAUGCUGGGAAAGCGACUCCGCAGGAAGAGCAGCCGCAGGAAGAAGGCCGUGUCAGCUCCAGCCGGGUACCCGGAGGGACCGGUGAUCGAGGCCUGGGUAGCCGAAGAGGAGGAUGACAACAACAACAACCACCGCCCGCCCCAGCCCAUCCUGGAGACAGCCUUGGACAAGAACAUGGAGAACUACCUGCAGGAGCAGAAGGAGCGGCUAGAGGAAGAGAAGGCGGCCAUCCAGGACGACCGCAGUCUGGUGAGUGAGGAGAAGCAGAAGUUGCUGGAGGAGAAGGAGAAGAUGCUGGAAGACCUGCGGCGGGAGCAGGAAGCCACGGAGCUGCUCGCCGCCAAGUACAAGGCCAUGGAGAGCAAGCUGCUCAUCGGGGGCAGGAACAUCAUGGAUCACACCAAUGAGCAGCAGAAGAUGCUCGAACUAAAGAGGCAGGAGAUUGCCGAGCAGAAACGCCGCGAGCGGGAAAUGCAGCAAGAGAUGAUGCUCCGGGACGAGGAGACCAUGGAGCUCCGGGGCACCUACACGUCCCUGCAGCAGGAGGUGGAGGUCAAAACCAAGAAACUCAAGAAGCUCUACGCCAAGCUGCAGGCGGUGAAGGCGGAGAUCCAGGACCAGCACGACGAGUACAUCCGCGUGCGGCAGGACCUGGAGGAGGCGCAGAAUGAGCAGACCCGGGAACUCAAGCUCAAGUACCUAAUCAUCGAGAACUUCAUCCCCCCAGAGGAGAAGAACAAGAUCAUGAACCGGCUUUUCCUAGACUGCGAGGAGGAUCAGUGGAAGUUCCAGCCCCUUGUUCCUAGUGGAGCCAAUAGCAGCCAAAUGAAGAAGCGGCCAACGUCUGCAGUGGGCUACAAGAGGCCAAUCAGCCAGUAUGCUCGGGUUGCCAUGGCAAUGGGGUCCCACCCCAGGUACAGGGCUGAGAACAUCAUGUUUCUGGAGCUGGAUGUGUCCCCGCCAGCGGUCUUUGAGAUGGAAUUCUCUCAUGACCAAGACCAAGACCCCCGUGCACUACACAUGGAGAGGCUGAUGCGGUUGGACAGCUUUCUGGAAAGACCUUCCACGUCUAAAGUCCGGAAGUCCAGAUCCUGGUGCCAGAGUCCUCAGCGGCCUCCACCUCCCACCGCACACGGCUCGCUGGCCGCCGCUGCUGCUCUGCGCCCCACGACAGUGCUCGACCACGAGUGACAACCUUCCGUCGGGCUUGCCCCGUCCCCC